GGGCAUUUAAUCGCAGCACCAGGAUGAGGGCGCGUCAGAAUAGGAAGUUUCCGCGUCCAGCCCGUCCGAGCAGCAUGUCAACAGCGCGAGUCUGUGUCCUGUUGGUUGUGUUUUCUGUGACUUUAGCAGAAGAUGUGAACCUGAAAUCCAAACCAGUCCGGUUGUUUACCGAGGAGGAGCUGGAGAGGUUUGACGGCACGCAGGAGGGACAGCCCAUCUACAUGGCAGUCAAAGGUGUUGUGUUUGACGUCACCAGAGGAAAAGAGUUUUAUGGUAAAGGUGCACCAUACAACGCUCUGGUUGGGAAGGACUCCACUCGAGCUGUGGCUAAGAUGUCCCUGGACCCCUCAGACCUGACCUCUGAUACUGCCGACCUCACCGACGAGCAGCUGAAGUCUUUGGAUCAAAUAUUUGAGAGCACCUACAAAGCCAAAUACCCCAUCGUAGGUUACACAGCAGCACGCAUCCUCAACCAAGAUGGAAGCCCCAACAAAGACUUCAAACCAGAAAACCAGCCGCAUUUUCAAAUCAAAGAUGAGUUUUGAAUGUAUUUUAUCAGUUAUUGAGUGUAGUUGUGAUGGAAACCUUACAUUCAUCUCACCUGUUUUAUUGUUGGAACCAAAGAGCGACUCCUGUGGUCGAGUCCUCUGCUGCAGCUGGAUGUUUGGAGCUGAAUGGGUCUUUUACAGUUUUGUUGUAAAAUAAAAUGCUUUAAAAACCUAA
Messenger RNA from Nothobranchius furzeri (turquoise killifish), 723 nucleotides. It is a transcript of the gene nenf, whose product is annotated as neudesin neurotrophic factor. The record is from RefSeq and is a predicted model, not a curated record. Lineage: Eukaryota; Metazoa; Chordata; Actinopteri; Cyprinodontiformes; Nothobranchiidae. Gene Ontology annotation, cellular component: endoplasmic reticulum; membrane; endomembrane system.